Messenger RNA from Suillus fuscotomentosus, 1590 nucleotides. RefSeq lists its product as uncharacterized. Gene Ontology annotation, biological process: mycotoxin biosynthetic process. NCBI's taxonomy places the organism in Eukaryota, Fungi, Basidiomycota, Agaricomycetes, Boletales, Suillaceae. Bases 311 to 1150 code for a protein of 279 amino acids. The record is from RefSeq and is a predicted model, not a curated record. The transcript has 6 exons.
AUGGACUCUGGGGAUCUCCGACAGGUACAUACGACCGUUAUGGCAUCACCUGGCGUCAGAAAGGCGUCACUCCCAUCUGCAUAUAUCCACAUCGAUUCUCGCACUGCCAGCCAGGUAUGCCACAGUGUUCCUGAAAUCCAGCUGGCUUCUUCUCCGAUCAUUCCGGGCCUAUGUUUCCCCUUCUUGCACUCCGCUAAAGCCGAUUGGGGGACAGGAUCGAAAUUAAUACACAUCCUAAAUAUUUCUCGCAUCUGCCUUCGCGUAUUCUCAACUAUCCACACACCAAGUUCACCGAAUCUCCCUCAGGGUCAUGGUCAAGGAUUCCUUGGAGUACUCUCCUGUCGACGCUGUUGACUAUGGUAAUGAGGAGGAAUCAUUUGAUGAUGCAGAAGAGUUCCGUGCAGGACCUCGUCCUAAGUUGUAUAGUAGCCUUCGCGUGUGGCCUCUGGUGAGCCAUGGCACGUUGUUAUGCACAUCGAUACUCUUUUUCGCGCUAUGGAUGGGCACGCCUUCACCCCACCUGCAUGACGACAUUCCUGUAUACUCUCCAGCAAGUGGUGCUAUUGACUCCAUGAUCAUAAGAUUCAACGGAACGCUCGACUUUCCUUCUAUCUAUCGUGGCCCUCCUUCCCAAGAAAUUGAUGCCGUUUGGGCCAGAAUAACUGAUGAUGUGCCACCAACUCGGAUGUCACUUGAGGAGAUUCUCAAAGCCGGCGAAGUAGAUACACCUUCCAAGGUCAAAUAUCCGCCCGAAUUUGGUGGGGGUUUCAUGGUAUCCAUGGAAGCCCCUCACCAACUUCACUGUCUGAAUUUACUUCGCAAAGCCUCGUGGCCCAAGUAUUACGGGCCCAUAGAUCCAUCGUUCCAGGAUACGCCCGAAGUAGUCCGCAUGCAUCUUGAUCAUUGCAUUGAAAUGCUCAGGGAGAAUACCAUGUGUAAUGCCGACGUGACGAUGAUAACAUGGGACUGGGUUCAGGGAUACAAAAUCCCAUACCCUAACUUCAACACCCGCCACCAAUGCAGGGAUUUCGAGAAAGUUUUGGACUGGACUGUCGAGCAUGCUGUUCAUAUCCCUCGAUCAGCGGUUACUCGUUUCGAAGAUACAGUUGACAUUCCCUUACCCCCCCAUCUGAUGCACAAUGAUGUAUAGGGAAUAACGUGGUCCUUGCUCAUUACAUACAUCCACGAGUACAGGAACGGCAACGAUCAAGAGUACAUCAAUGACAUAGGAAUACCCUGAAAAACCGGCGUGCACUACGGCAAGUCCGGCAGAGAGCGGCGGCAAAACUCGUGGCUAACAGACGGCACGUCGGAUGUUGAAAAUAAAAGGUACACCAGUGCGGCGUAUACGGUAUGCUUGAACUUUACUGGCAGAAGUCGUCCACACGGAGGCUUCGGAUAGCUAUUGUUGGAAGGCGGUAGCUGAGCGCUGAGAUGCGAUAUCCAUACAAAAUGAGUGUAUUACAAGUAAUGUAGGGAGUGAUAAGAUUAGUACAUACCUAGGUUAUUUGAAAGUCCGCCCCCUGGCGUCUUUUUGCCGUCGGACUGGUUUUAGCCGAAGAUAUUACCUUUUGAAUAAUAUGUUUUGCC